Molecule: messenger RNA, 351 nt
Organism: Episyrphus balteatus (marmalade hoverfly)
Lineage: Eukaryota; Metazoa; Arthropoda; Insecta; Diptera; Syrphidae
Exons: 1
Coding region: 1-351 (116 amino acids)
Source: RefSeq, a predicted model, not a curated record
AUGCGUUUCAAUGGAAAUGUUGUUGUGUUGUGGGCAGUUUUUGUACUAGUACUCUGUGCAUCAGUUGGGGCUGCACCCGCUGCCGAAACCGCACCCGCAGAAGAUAAAGAUAAAAUGGGAUUAAGUUCAAAUGCCGCCGUGGACUUGUUGGCCGUUAACACAGAUACCGUUCACGAAAAUGAAUCCAAUCGAAAAGCUCGUCAGUUCUUUUAUCCCUAUGGAGGCUAUUAUGGCGGAUAUGGAGGAUAUUAUGGUGGUUAUGGUGGAUAUGGAUUGUAUGGAUAUCGUUUGUAUCCUUCAUACGGAUAUGGCUACUAUCCUUAUUCGGGUUAUUAUCCUUACUAUGGAUGA